UUCCCUGUCGUAAUACAGCAAGCAUGGCAGCACGGACACUGACCAGAGGAUUAUGGGGGCUACGGCAAUCCAGGGCUGCUGUGAUGGGGUUUCCCUGUGGUGGACAAACCUAUACCACUGCAGCGUCCAUCAAAGUACCCCAAAUCCAGACUGAAGACGUUUCAGACAAAGUGUUGGGCCUCCCACUGCAGAAGCCGGACUUUUUCCGUGUGUCUGAGCUCUUCUCGUUGAAAGACCUAUUUGAUGCCAGAGUGCAUCUUGGUCAUAAAAAAGGCUGCAGGCACAGGCUUAUGGAGCCGUACCUCUAUGGCUGCCGUUUGGACCAUGAUAUAAUCGAUCUCGACCAGACAGUGGAGCACCUUCAGCUAGCCCUGAACUUCACCGCCCAUGUAGCAUACCGUGGCGGCGUCAUACUCUUCAUCAGCCGCCGGCGUCAAUUCUGCCACUUGGUGGAGACCACCGCUAAGGACUGUGGAGAGUACGCCCACACGCGGUACUGGCAGGGUGGCUUGCUUACCAAUGCCCACACCCAGUACGGCCCAGGAGUUCGUUUACCAGACGUCAUCAUCUUCCUCUCAACUCUCAACAAUGUGUUCCAGCAGCAUGUGGCCAUCAGAGAUGCGGCCAAGAUGAACAUUCCCACAGUGGGGGUGGUGGACUCAAACUGCAACCCCAGCCUGGUGACAUACCCCGUGCCUGGGAAUGAUGACACUCCGGUUGCCAUGGAGCUGUACUGUCGCUUAUUCAAGAUGACUAUUAACCGAGCCAAGGACAAAAGAAGACAGAUGGAGCUAGUGCACGGCCUGUCGGCACCCUCCUCACCAAGCUCAUGACAUUAUACAUUCUUAAAUUAAAGACUUUAAAUAACGCAGUUACGAGUCCAGACUGUCUGCUGCUCCCCUUCAUCUUGCAUCUGUACUUGGAAAAGAUGUUUGUUUUCAGGGCCACAGUGCUGUCUUGUGUCAUGGAUGAAGAUGUGUGUAUGUCACUUAUAAAUGAAUCUUGUUUCUGUGACAUAUAUGCUAUGGUCUUUUUCAUUUAAUAUAUUUCUUACAGUGUACCUUUUUAAGAUGCUUUGCAGCUGUGUACGUAUUGUUACUGCUGUGCACCACUGAUACAAGAAUGACUGUUUACACGGACCGCCAUUGUUUGACUUUUAACAAUCCCAUAUAGACAGGACUUUGUGUUACUGUUGAAUUCAUGUUAAUGCUCCUAGGAUGUAGAACGUAACCUGGAUAAUAACUAAAAUGCAUUACAUGACAGCAGAUCAAUGUGGUGUAACGCUGAGAUUAUGUUUGUACCAUUUCUCCAAAAAAAGAACCAAAGAGAGAAACUGUACAAUAGAGUGCUUAAACAUCUUAAAUGAGUUUUAAAUAAUCUGGCAAUUUAAAUUUACAAGCAGACAGGUUAUUGUUAUUCUAAUAGGAUUCAUAUUUCUACAAUGCACUCUUAAUCAAACAGUGUUUACACAUGGAAUUUAUUCCCACAGGUAAGAAUACAAACACCUUUCCUAAAGGUCUUAAAGAUAAACAAGCUGUGUUGUCAUUUCUGUUUAGAAGAUCACUAACGGUUUGAAUUCUGUAAAAGGUAA
Scomber japonicus (chub mackerel) is the source of this 1591-nucleotide messenger RNA. RefSeq names its product mitochondrial ribosomal protein S2 (gene mrps2). The transcript is spliced from 4 exons. Gene Ontology annotation, molecular function: structural constituent of ribosome. Gene Ontology annotation, biological process: translation. Gene Ontology annotation, cellular component: ribosome; mitochondrial small ribosomal subunit. The record is from RefSeq and is a predicted model, not a curated record. Bases 24 to 833 code for a protein of 269 amino acids. NCBI's taxonomy places the organism in Eukaryota, Metazoa, Chordata, Actinopteri, Scombriformes, Scombridae.